Molecule: messenger RNA, 5574 nt
Organism: Anopheles bellator
Lineage: Eukaryota; Metazoa; Arthropoda; Insecta; Diptera; Culicidae
Product: protein qui-1
Exons: 18
Coding region: 1-5574 (1857 amino acids)
Molecular function (GO): protein binding
Source: RefSeq, a predicted model, not a curated record
AUGGCCGCUGCCAUAGAGGACGCAGUGUUCAAUGCUCUUCGCGGCCAUCACAAUGAGAACACAAAGCUGCCAUCACCGCGAAUUAUAAAGAUUUACAUAGCAAGCUUGAAAGAUGACUUCAAAGAAGAGCGCCGAUUAUUGCUGGAAGUGAUUGGACCGGAUCUACAAUCGCUCUACGAUGACAGACAAAUCGAGGUUGAAAUAGUCGACAUCCACUUCGGAACCGGCAGCGAUGGGUUGACGGCCGUGGACCUAGACCCGUACGUGCUCGAGGAUCAUCUGGAUGAGAUCGAAACGUGUCAAUCCGUUUCGAAGAGCAUAUUUUUAAUCGUACUGCUCGGGUCACGUGUGGGCCAUUUUUUACUGCCCACCAAACUCGACCCGACCGUAUUCGAGGCGCUGUCGAACAUAUCUACCGAGCCCGAAAACCGAUGCCUACGAAAAUGGUACACCACGAGCUGCCCGGGGACGAACGGGCGGACGACACCGGUUGAGCAGGACACGGAAGGAUGUUACUGGCUGGCCACGGACUACAGGACACUUGACCGGGACGAGUGGGCCGCGGAAAGUCAACAAUUGCGGGUCCUGCUGGAGACGAAAAUUGACGACAUUCUACGGGCAGCCCAGGGAAAGAACUCGACCGCCGCCGAAACGGACCUCGGCGAGCAGCAUUUCUGUGAUAAUCUGAAACGACUGAAAACCAGAGCUAUCGCACGGGAAAUUGAUAAGGGUUUAGCAAGCUCUCCGGGGCGCAUUUUGGCACUUUUUCGCCACUGGCAGAACCAACCGGACAACGGGUCCACCGGCAAGGACGACCAUGACGGCGACGGUUCGAGCUCACCUGGAAUCGAGCAGCUGGCGGCCAGGCUAGUGGCAGCGUUACCGGCCAGCAAUCAACAGACGCUAAUCGUUGAUUGGGCGGAAAAUGGAAUCGACCCGGAGCUGGAGUGCCACGAUCUCUACUUGACGGGCUUUAAGAACAAACUGUUCGAAAUGAUGAAGGCUUCCAUCGAUCAGGACAUGGCCAAGGACCCCAACGGGGGCAAGGGGCGCAAAAAAACCGUACAGGAAAUAUUUCACGAACACUCUACGCACAUAAUGAAUUUGAAUGAGCACCUGAGUGCAAACAAAUACAUCUCCUCCAAGGUUCCGGAGCGGAUACGACAGAACGUACAGAUGAACUUCCGCUCCGGUAGCCGACAUCCGCCGUACUUCAUCUACGGUGCCCACGGUAGCGGCAAGAGCACCCUGCUGUCGCACAUCUACACGCAGCUAACGGGUUGGUUCGAACACACCAAGGUUCACCGGGUCAUACGGUACGCGUCCGCCACGCCACGGUCGGCCUACAACCUGGAGCUGCUGCGCGUCGUCUGUCAGCAGUUGGCUAUCAUCCUGAACAUUCCCGAGGGCUACCUGCCGAAGGAUGCGUCAUUCGAUCCGCUGUACAUCAACAAUUGGUUCCAGAACCUGCUGAAGCACUGCGAGGAUCUGCACAACGAGAUACUCUUCCUGUUCAUCGACGAUCUGCACCGGCUGCAUCCGCUGGACUGCGACAUCGUGGCCGCCCUCUCCUGGCUCCCCAUCAGCUUGCCGUGGAACGUGUUCCUCGUGGUGAGCACCACCGUGCCGAUCGAAUCGCUGAAGCUGACGCCCAUGCAGAAGGAGCGCUUCAAAUGUUUAGACUACUUUUUCGAUCUCUCGCUGGAGCAAAACGAAACCCUAGUGCGCCGUUGGUCGAAAGCGGAUCUUCGCUCAGCGACCGCGGCGGUGGUCGGCGGCGGUGCCGGGGAGUCGUCUGGUGCCGGUGCCGACCUAACAUUCGCCCAGUUCGUGAACGGAAUGUUUGAUGCCAUGGAGCAGCGCUUCGGGGUGAAGGGUUUCAGCCGAUUGGCCGUCUACAUAACCUGCUCGGAGUACGGGUUGACCGAGACCGAGCUGCUGGAGCUGGUGAUGCCGACUCAGGAUGCCGACGUAGUCAUCGAUAGCCGCGAGGGAGAUUUCAACUUUUCCACAUUUCGCACGAUUCGCAAUCAAAUGAGACUUAUACUGCGAGAGAAACUUAUGUCCGGUAAGCUGCUGAUUGUGUGGCGGCACAGCAUAUGUGCGGAGAUAACGAAGGCACGCUACAUGACGCCGGACAUUACCCGUACCAUCCACUCCGAGCUGGUGAACCUGUUCUUCCCUCCUGACACGGACGACAGCGAGGAUAUGUCGACCGCGCAGCACAGUCGAAAGUCGAGUAUGCAAACGCAACAGGAUGACAACGUAACGCAAGUUUUGAGCCUUGGUCCGGACAUCUCCUACAGCAUACGGCACGUGGAGGAAGCGUGGCAUCAUCUGAUUAAGUCGGAGGACACUAAAAAGCUCAAAGAGAUUGCAGUGUGCAACUUCGACUUCCUGCUCGCUGCGGUGCAAACGGUGUCCAUAAGCUAUUUGCGAUGCCUAAUCGAGCACGUUCGCUGCUACAUCCUGGACAGAGACAUCGAGCUGGUGUACUACACGAUCCGGAAGUCGAGCGAUGUACUGACCCGCGAUCCGAUGCAACUUGGGGCACAGCUUAUAUCCUGGUUGAAGUCAGUCUCGGCCCAUGAAGGACCCCAGGCACUGCUGAGUGUUACAGUGCAGUCGGCGACAGCGUGGUGCGAUGGGUACACCGUUCCGCUACUGGUGCCGUUAACUGGGUGGCUUCCGGUCCCGCUUCCCAGCCAAAUACGAUGCAUGACCGUGCCGGGCCCGGGACCUGUCCGGUGCAUCGCUGUAUCACCGUCCAAGCAACACCUCAUUCUAUCGCCCAAGGUUGGCGAUCCGCAAAUGUGGCACAUAAUGAGCAAUAACUUAGUGCACACAUUCAAAGGUCACACUGGUCCGGUUACAUACAUGAAGGUCCAAUCGCAAUAUCUGGUCACGGCGUCCGAGGAUACUUCCGUUAUCGUCUGGGACAUGAAAACGUUGGCAAUAAAGCUGAGAUUACGAGAACACAUUGCUCCUGCCUUAUGCGCGACGCUAGCUUUGGACAACAAGUACUUUAUCAGUGGAAGCGACGACUCGAGCAUUAUCGUGGCCCUGUUCGAUGGUGGAAAAUUUGUAACAAAGAUAGAUCAUCACCGUGGGCCAGUGACGGCGCUUCAUGUGAGCUAUCCGAGCGAGGUCCUGGUCUCGUCCAGUCACGAUGCAACCGUUUGCCUGUGGUCGUUGGAAAACUUCUCGCUGCUGAAUUGCAUUCAGCUCUCACAACCGGUACUGAACACCCAGAUUUCAUGUGAUUCCACGUUUCUGCUGGUGCACUGUGCGGACAACGGUCUGUAUCUUCGCUCGCUGACCACCGGAACCGACCUGCACGCUCUGAAAGGACACAAAUCGAAGGUACGAGCGCUCUGCAUUGCGAUGGACAGCCAGAGGGCCAUCGUCGGCGGCGAGGAUACGCGUGCGCUGAUCUUCGACAUGCACUCGGGGCGCAUCAUACGCUCGCUGCCCCCGAACCCAGGCGCCGUGACGGCCGUGUACGUAAUGGAAAAGGACGACUACCUGAUCACUGCGGGUGGCAACAAGAUCACCUUCUACUCAUUCCGCAACGAAGAUUCUAUCGUCAAUUUCUACCCGAAGAAGAAGAAAACGCUCAAAAAGUUCCACCGCAACCGGUUGGCCCUCCAGUCGACGUCUAGUCCGGUGCUGUGUUUCGACCUGUCCCGCGACUCCACUAUGGCCGCGGUGGCCUCGAGUCGUUGCGUGCAGAUCUGGCAACUGAGCUCGCCGGAGCUGACCAGCAUCCUCGAGGGCCACACGGCCACCGUGACGUGCGUAGCCUUCGCCCCGAACUGCGAGUUGGUUGCGUCCGGAUCGGAGGACAAGUCGGUGAAUGUGUGGAGCCUGGCGCUCGGCACGGUAACCACCACGUUCAAGGGCCACAACACGUCCAUUACGUCGGCCAUUACGUUCAUGAUGGACUCGCGGCGCAUCAUUUCCGCCGACCGGGACGGCUGCCUGUACGUGUGGGUUGCCGACUCGGGCAUCGUGCUGCAGAGCGUCCAAGGCCCGCACAAAUGCCUGUCGGUGACGAACAACAUGAAGUUUGCGGUUUGCACCAACGGUGACAACAGUCUGCGGAUUUGGUCGCUGACACGCGAGGACGAGAAGUACACGGUGUCCCACUCGGACGAGAUCACGUGCUUCGUCAUCACGGCCGAUUCGCUGUACACCAUCACCGGGUCGCGCGACAUGUCGCUCAAGGUGUGGCAGACGACGGGCGGCAAGCUGGCGCAGGUGCUGGUUGGCCACACGGAUGCGGUCAGUUGCGUGGCGGUGUCCGUCACCACCAAGAGCCAGGUCAUUUCCGGCUCGAAGGACUCGAACCUCAUCAUCUGGGACAUACACACCGGCGAGGAGAUCCACACGCUGGCCGGCCACCUGGGGCCGGUUACGUGCGUGAAGGUAUCGGCCGACGGAACAACGGCCGUCUCCGGCAGCGACGACAAAACGCUGAUCGUGUGGGAGACCAAGCGCGGCCUGGCACUGACGUCGCUCCAGCUGCACGUGCAGUUCACCCGGUUCGACAUCAGCCAGGAGUGUUCGCGCAUCGUCGUCCAGCUGGUGGACAGCUCCUGCCUGCCCAUCAUCUGCCUGCACAAUUCACCGGCCAGCUACAUCAAACUGCCGACCUACUCUGCCCCCGCGCGCGACGUGGAAGACCUGCGGCCUGCCGGACCAAAACGGCCGGCACGGCGGCUGCUCAAGAAGGAAGUGUCACUCGAUACGUACACCUGGCAGAAGAAGUACGCCCAUCUGACAUCCUCCGUUAUGAUGGCACAGGUUGACGAGCGGCUGAAACGCCGCUUCUCCGUAUCCGCCAGCAUGGAGGAGAUCUCGAAGCUGGCCGAGGCGAAGAACGUGGAGUCGCAGGCCAACCUUGGCCCCGAGCAGGCGGCCCUGGCUCAGUCGCAGCACUUUGACCAGCUGGAGGCACUCUGGAACAAGCGAUCCCCGCCACGGCGCCGACUGAAUGCGUCACUGUCACGCCAAUCGUCGCUGGUCGAGGACCGGAUCGACUCGUCGGACGAGGACGAGUUCCAGGAGGAACGCGCAGGUAUGUCGAAGAAGGUAGCCCUCCAUCAGGCCGCGUCGCGUCCCUUUUCGCUUUCGGUAGAUGCAUGGAACUGUUCAAGUCUAUACUCCUCAACCACCUCUUCUGCCACCGCCAACACCCAGUACAACCAACCGUACCAUCACCAGUGGUACCAGUGCCACCAGCAUCAGCCCGACUUGCUGCGCGAGGUGUUGUUGCUCAAGAAGCAAUACUCGAUGCCGACGGGCAGCGGCGGCGAUCCGGGCGAAACCGCUGACGCCUCGCUCAAGUUGUCCUCUACGCAAACGGAUAUGCAGGCCCUGUUUCGGCACUGUACCUUCGGUACGCUCAGCUGCCACUCGCGCCGCCGACAGUCGAGCCCGGAAAGCGAUCAGUAUCACGUUCGCCGACGCCGGCGGUCUCGCUCGAUCGACAAUCUCAGCCACGAGAUGGCGUCGAUGUGUGUCAAGAAGUAUAAGCGUAAUUCCAUUUCCCGAUCGUGUCGCAUGCAGUGA